AUGACAACCAGGUCUAGAUAUGGAGAUAAAGAGAUAUUUGAUGAGAAGCUAGGAACCAUUCUACCUUCGUAUUCGAUGUACACAUCGACGCUAGGGUUGAAUGCAACGGUACCCGAUGACAUUCCAGAUCAGCUUUUGCCUCCACCGCCAAACUACGAUGCUAAUCCCGGCAAAUGCAACCAGCAGAGCACCAGCGCAUUUUCCCCAAACACGUUGUCGCCAUCACCGACGCCAGCAACUGCUGGAACUGCCUCUAGUCUGGAGCGUGAACUAGUGGCUCAGAACAGCAACGAUUUGGUACCGGUGCAGUCUGUUUCAGGCAGGAGAUUGAUUGUCACCGACGAUCAUACCUGGAGAGAAACCAUCUUGGACAAUGUGCACAACAUGCCCAACAUGACUUUUGAAGACCACGAAAUUCCCAAAGCGGUCAAGAUGGAGAUUUUCUACACCAAGGAUAUUGGCGAGAUUGGCAAACAGCCCGAGAUGAUUGAUCCGUCACUUUACGAAUACAAACAGGGCGACUUGUUGAAUGGAUAUUUGAUGAUUCACAACACUUCAAACCACCCUGUUCCCUUUGAGAUGCUCUAUCUUUUGUUUGAAGGAAACUACAUGGUUGCCAACCACCUGGACUUGCGCGACACGGUGCCCGUCAAAUGCAAGCGGUUCUUGGAGAUGUUUGAUUUCUACGGAAGUUGGAAUGAUGCUCAUAUCAAUCGGUUGAAAUCUGAAGCUGAGUGCGUUCAUUGGGGAGGAGAAGACGACCCCAUCGACCCCAUUGAUGGAUCACACUUGUAUUUCAUUGGCAAAAAGGAGAUCCUCCCGAACCGCACAUACAAGCGGUUUUUCUCUUUUCGAAUCCCCAAUAAUUUGUUGGACACCAAUUGCGAACAUAGUUUAUCGCGGCAUCUUGAGCUUCCUCCCACUAUGGGUCAGCUGAGAUGGGAGUUGGCCCAUUUCCCCGAGAGGGAACGCGGCCGGGUGCGAGACUUGUCGAUCCCAAACACUUCGGUCUCCUACGGCGUGAUGGCGAGAUUCAUUGGCCGCAAGUCGACAUGGGAAGAGAAAUUCGGCAAGUUUGAAACGCCAAAGAAGAAAUCCAAUGCCAAAUUGGUCAAUUCGCAUGGUGAUGAGUAUAUUAUCUUAAAGGAGUUGAUUAAUUAUGUGCGCGUCGUUACUGAAACCGAGAAACCUACCACGAGUGAGAAAUUGGUGAAGCAAGUGGAAAAUGAAUUGUCGUUGGAGAAUAUGCGGCAGAAACUCGAUGCAUUGAUAAAACAGGGGAAACGGUUAAUGGAGGCGAUUGAGUCCAAGAAUUUCAAUGCUGCUAUCAUCGAGUUGAACGAGCACAUUUCACAGGAGGAGAUUGAAGCUGCCAAAGUUCGCCAGAGCUAUACGUCUCACGUGGAAUCGUUACGCGAUAUGAAGGAGAAUGGCAUGAACAAGACUGACUACUAUGAAGAUAGCGUUGCGUUGGUUAAGAAAUCGUUAACAGGCAGUAAGAAAAUUGGUGUUUUGCGGGCCAAGACCCCCAAAGUUGAAUACCAUAUCAAAUACAUCCCGCCGCCGCUGUUUAGAGAAGGUGCAAUUGACGAGUUGGCGCAUAGUUGGAAAUUGGAAAUACCAGUGGACUUGGAAGCGAUUGCAACUAGCGAGAAAUUCACGGCGCCAGUAAUUAAAGGAAUUGGUGCCGAGUUAGUUGUGCACACCAUUAAAUCACCGAGCAGGCCCAUUGCGUUGGAGUUCAACCAUAAUCUCAUCUACAAUAAUAAUAAAUAUAAUAAUAACAAAAAAAACACUGAAAAUCGCACGGCGGGUGUUGAUUCCAACACUUUUACCAGCACGAUCAUCAAGCCAUUCCAGCGCCAAGCCGUUGAGAUUGCCCUGAUUCUCGAGAUCUUGGGCACCGACAAUUUCAGAGUUGAAAAGCAGUUGAUCAACGAUUUAAAGUCCGUGUGCCGUUUAGAAGAAAAGACCAUGAACUUGGUUGUUGAAAACUUGAAGCUGUUUAAUUGUAAGGAUGUGAAGAUGUCAGCGAGUGAUUCGACUAAGCUGCAGCUAUUCCAUGCUUCACUUAGACUCGCGUUGGAUUUGAAAAGGUUGUCAGUGAAAGGGUAUCCCGUGGGGAUGGAUAAGGAAAAAUCAUACGACAAGUUGAACCUUGUGCCGAGUUUCCAGUCUUGUUAUUUGGCGAGAUUCUACCAUCUCAGCUUGAAGAUUGUUGUUUCUCAUGGUGAUUGUGUGAGAUUGAAGGUGCCGUUGUACAUAGACAAGAACGAAAUAAUAGAGUAA
Lodderomyces beijingensis is the source of this 2289-nucleotide messenger RNA. Lineage: Eukaryota; Fungi; Ascomycota; Pichiomycetes; Serinales; Debaryomycetaceae. The record is from the annotation of a GenBank genome assembly.